AUGACGAGAGAUCCUCAGUGUGUCAAUGAGCCCAUCGCAAUCGUGGGUAGUGCCUGCAGGUUCCCAGGCGAUGCAAGCACACCGGAGAAGCUGUGGGAUCUUCUUAGGAAGCCUCGGGAUGUCUUGCAAGAAAUACCUGCCGAUCGCUUUAAUGUCGACAAGUUUUAUCACCCAAAUGCCGCUCACCAUGGAACGUCCAAUGUCCGCCAUUCCUACAUACUAUCCGAGGACUAUCGCUUGUUCGAUGCCCAAUUCUUCGGAACCAAGCCAGUAGAAGCAAUUUCCAUUGAUCCACAACAGCGCAUGCUACUAGAAACCGUCUACGAGAGCCUCGAAACAGCCGGCAUUCCAAUGGAGAAGCUACAAGGCUCAGAUACUGGCGUUUAUGUUGGACUGAUGACGAAUGAUUACACGGAUAUCAUGGGCCGAGACAUCCAGAAGUACCCAACCUAUUUUGCAUCAGGGACAGCAAGAAGCAUUUUGUCCAACCGAGUGUCCUAUUUCUUUGAUUGGCAUGGCCCAUCAAUGACAAUCGAUACUGCAUGUUCAUCCAGUUUGAUUGCUCUACACCAAGCUGUGCAGAGUCUACGAAAUGGUGAGUGUAGAGUGGCAGUUGCGGCCGGGACAAAUCUCCUCUUGGGACCUGAGCAGUAUGUCGCUGAGAGCAAGUUAAAAAUGUUGUCACCGACUGGCCGCUCAAGAAUGUGGGACCAAGAUGCGGAUGGUUAUGCCCGGGGUGAUGGAAUCGCAGUGGUGGUUGUAAAAUCACUUGCUACUGCCCUAGUCGACGGUGAUCACAUUGAAUGCAUAAUUCGCGAAACGGGAAUCAAUCAAGACGGGCGUACGAAAGGCAUUACAAUGCCUAACCCGAUGGCACAGGCAGAACUCAUUCGCUCCACCUAUGAAAGAGCAGGUCUAGACUUAUCUCGACCUAGCGACCGACCGCAGUACUUCGAGGCUCACGGAACUGGAACCCCCGCAGGGGACCCAGUUGAGGCGGAAGCUAUAAGUACAGCAUUCUUUGGAGAAAAGGCUGGCUACGUGCGAGCCCUUGAAGGAGAACCACCGUUGUUUGUUGGAUCCAUCAAGACAGUCAUUGGGCAUACUGAAGGCACAGCUGGCUUGGCCGCUAUUUUAAAGGCUUCACUAGCACUACAAAAUGCCAAGGUUCCUCCAAACCUGCUCUUAAAUCGACUGAAUCCUGAUAUCUUACCCUUCUACAAUGACCUAGAGAUUGUCACGGAAGCAAAAGAGUGGCCAGGAUUGCCGAGCACCACAACUCGCCGUGCAAGUGUGAACAGCUUUGGCUUUGGAGGGGCAAAUGCACAUGCUAUCCUUGAAUCAUGCAACAGCAAUACAAGCAUUAGUGAUUCUUUGAUCAACACCACACUUCUUGUGCCAUUCAAUUUCUCUGCAAACUCCUCAAAAUCACUUUUUUCAAGCCUUGCUGCACAUUGCGCGUAUUUGAAAAGACAGGAUGAUAUUAACAUCAGAGAUCUAGCAUGGACUCUGAAUUCUCGCCGCUCAACCCUCCCAGUUCGAAUUUCAAUUGCAGCGUCCGAUAAGGAAGACUUGACGGAGAAGUUGGAAGCCAUUGUCAGAUCAUCACCAGAUCCAAUUCCUUCGGCGCCAAAUUCGAUUUCCAAACAGCCCAAGCUCCUCGGUAUAUUCACAGGACAAGGGGCUCAGUGGGCUCAAAUGGGAGCCGAAUUGCUUGACAGCUGCCCACUCGCAGUUCAAUGCACCUCCAACCUCGAUCGGGCGUUGCAAACAAUCUCCGAGCCAGAUCGCCCGGAGUGGUCAUUGAAAGAGGAGAUAAUGAAAGACAAUGUCUCAUCUCGUAUCAGUGAAGCGCUUUUCUCGCAAACAAUCUGCACAGCGGUUCAAAUAAUUUUGGUCGAUUUGAUUCAUGCUGCGGGCAUUCAUUUUGACACCGUUGUCGGCCAUUCUUCUGGUGAAAUCGCUGCCGCAUACGCCGCCGGAUAUAUAUCUGCAAGUGAUGCGAUCAGAAUAGCCUACUAUCGAGGUUUGUCGUUGCGAUGCUCUGGCCGUGGUGGUAACCAACUCGAGAGUCCCGGUGCAAUGAUGGUGGCUGGAACUUCCUUCGAGGAUGCCCAAGAAAUUUGCGAGAUGCCAACACUCAAAAACCGUAUUUGUGUUGCUGCUAGCAACUCAUCAGAUAGCGUCACUCUUUCAGGGGAUAUUGAUGCGGUGAAUGAAGUGAUCGACAUUUUCGAAGAUGAAGGGAAGUUCAAUAGGCUGCUCAAGGUAGACAAAGCUUACCAUUCACAUCACAUGUUUCCUUGUGCUGCGCCAUAUAUGGAGAACUUGAAAAAAUGCUCUAUUUCUCCUCGCCGCAUAUCUGAGCGUCGGACUACUUGGGUCUCCAGUGUGUAUGCACUGGACAUUGCGGACGUGGGAGAUGACAUAUCAAGCACGUAUUGGAGCAACAAUAUGAUCAAACCUGUUCUUUACUCCCAAGCUGUGAGCUAUGCCACUGGUGCAAAGGGUCCAUUUGACAUGGCCAUUGAAAUUGGCCCUCAUCCAGCGCUCAAGGGACCUACGCUACAGACUAUCCUGGAAGUUUCAGGUCAAGAAAUUCCAUACUCGGGGACACUCACUCGUAAAACCUCCGGAACCGAGGCAUUUGCCUCUAUGCUUGGAGCUGUCUGGCGUUCGUUAGGAAGCGGAGUCAUAGACUAUCAAUGCUUUGACAGUGAAACCACACCUGGAAAUACCCCACCCAAGAUUUUGAAGAAUCUUCCAACAUAUCAAUGGGAUCAUGAUCGGGUAUAUUGGCACGAGUCACGUUCUUCAGCUCUCUUCCGGAGUGGACCUGGAAAUUUCCAUUCACUUCUCGGCACAAAAUGUCCCGACGGAACAACGAAAGAGAUCCGAUGGCGAAACUACCUUUACCCGCGUGAGAUCCCAUGGCUUGCACAUCACCAAGUUCAAGGUCAGAUGGUUUUUCCAGCUGCGGGAUACAUCACGGCAGCAACUGAGCUAAUUGCGGAUGAAUAUGGUAUUGACUCGAUCCAAAUGAUCGAUUAUCAAGACGUCGUCAUUGGACAAGCAUUAACCUUCGAAGAAGACUCUGGCACCGAGGUUAUUUUCGCAUUCACUAUCACAAGCAACCAGGAUAACGUCGUUACAGCACUUUUUAAUUGCUAUUCAGAGAGUAAAAGGGCCUCUUUGUCUCCAGUUCUCCAUGCGUCUACCCGGGCGCAGAUAAUCUUGGGCGAUGUGAAACAUGACUCCCUUCCGCCCGUGAGAAAACGCACAGAUUCCUUCCUCGAGCUUGAAGCAAAGCGGUUCUACGAUCAUGUGGCCGAAAUAGGAUUUGGGUAUACUGGUCCAUUCGUUGCUCUUUCUGGGCUAACCAGGAGGAUGGACGAGGCCAAUGGUAUGAUUGCUGUGCCAGACGAGGCCGAUACGAAUUUGAACCCGCCGUUCAUAAUUCACCCUGCGACUUUAGACGGAGCAAUUCAGUCCAUCAUGUUGGCCUAUUCGUUCCCCGGAGACGGCCGCUUGAACAGCCUCCAUCUACCAACAAGUAUAGAUCACAUUAGAGUCGACCCGCUUGCUUUCAAAAGCACAGCCGUGCGCGGGUCCAAUCUACCAUUCUACUCCUCGGUUGCAGAGGGAAAGUUCUCUGAGCUCUCUGGUGAUGUAGAAAUAUAUUCAACAGAUUGGAGAUCUACCGUUCUACAACUGGAAGGACUACAUACCACCCCUUUAGCUCCAUUGUCGCCUGCCACCGACAUCCCAUUCUUUACCGAUAUCACUUGGGCAUCAGAAAUACCUUCUAUCCUUGAUUUGCCAAGCGCCCCCGAACUAGGCUCUGAAGAAUACAAUUCAUUGCUCGAUAUUGAACGCAUUGCCUUAUUUCAUUUGAAACAGCUCACUGUUCAAUCCGAAUCAAUUUCUCAUACAUCAGGGCAACUUCAUCCCCUUGUCUCUUAUGCGAAACACUGUGUUUCACAAAUAGAGUCAGAUGAGCAUCCAUUUGCACGUCCUCAGUGGAUCAAUGAUACAAUAAGAGACAUAGAAACCAUUUUGGAUGGAAACGCUGCUGUCGGAAAUACUAAUCUUCAGGCCCUACAUAAGAUUGGCGAAAGUCUCCCAUCCCUCGUCGGAGGUAAAGCCAAUACACUGGAGACUGCCAUCGAGAAUGACUUUUUCAGUAAAUUCUACACUAAUACCUUUGGGAUUCAAUUUUACCUACGCCAGUUGGGGAGAGUCGCUGGGCAGAUCAGCAACCGCUUUCCACACGUCAAUAUACUAGAGCUCGGAUCCGGAUCGGGAAAUGCUACCAAUUCUGCUCUUUCGGAAAUAGGAACAGCGUUCUCCUCUUACACGUAUACAAGUACCACGGACGCCUUAUUGAAUGCAGCACGGACAGAGUUUGCCGGGAGUGCGACGAAGUUGGCUUUCAAGGUGCUUGAUGUCGAAAAGGAUUUUACCGUUCAAGGAUAUUCCGAGAAUCAGUACGAUCUAGUCAUCGCAUCUCUGGCCCUCUACGGCACAAGUGAUGUAGAACUGACUCUAUCCAAAAUUCGUCGUUUACUCAAACCUGGUGGCUAUUUGAUUCUUCUGGAAGUGACAAAUCCCAACGCCCUGCACCUUGGAAUUAUUUUCGGCUGUCUUCCGAGAUCGUUUCCCGACAGAAGAGAUGAACACAAACUCUCCCCGUGUCUCUCUGUCGAAGAAUGGAGAUAUCUCAUGAGUAGGACUGGCUUUUCGAGCACUGAUAUUUCUUUGCAGCACCCAUCUCGCUCCCCAGCACCGUUCUCCCUGAUGCUUACCCAGGCAGUCGAUGAUCGUGUCAACUUUCUGCGUGAUCCUCUUGCGAAGUCUAUGCAUUCCUUUCCUUCGCAGUCUUUAACCAUAAUCGGUGGAAACACACCCCAGACAGCUACAUUGACUACGAAGAUCAAGGACAUGACGACCCCAUACUUUGGAACCGUGAAAAUCUCUCCCUCUCUCACCGGUUUGACCCAAGGCUCUCUCCCCCCUAUGGGCACGGUAUUGAGUUUGACAGAAUUGGACGAGCCAGCUUUUUUCUCGAUAACACCAGAGAAGCUGAGGGCCUGUCAAGAGCUGUUCAAACGAAGCAAAAAUAUCAUUUGGGUCGGACAAGGUGCACAGGGAAAUAACCCAUUCUCGAACAUGUUUGUUGGAAUCCAGCGAACAUUGGUAACAGAAAUGGAUCACCUUAGGAUACAAUUUCUUAACCUGGAUUCAGCGGUUGAAGCUCGGGAAAAUGAGAUUACGAAGCGACUUUUACAGUACGUCGCGGGAGACCAGUGGAAUCAAACUAUACAGAACAAGGAGUUGCUAUGGUGCACUGAGCCAGAAUUACAUCUGAAAAAUGGGCGAUCAUUCAUUCCACGCCUGAAGUUCAGUCAUGAUAGAAACGAAAGAUACAAUUCCGCAAAAAGGUUGAUAGUCAAAACCGUCCCGCGGAUCGAAUCGACGAUUUCUAUCGUCCCUUCUGAAAAUGGCUACCAGGUUUUGGAGUCUGACGACCAUUCAUCGCUAUCUAUCGCUCAAUCAAACAUUGAAGUCACCCAUGCACUGCUUAGACCAGUCGAGAUGGGUCUGAACCGGCAUUUUUUCCUUAUCGCAGGUAAAGAGGUCCAGGGCGGCAACCAAAUUAUUGGCUUCUCGGAUAGUCUGAAAUCGUGCAUGGCUUUGCCAUCUUCGAGCAUGAUAAAAUGUGGCCAGUCCGAAAAGGAGGCAUUGGAUGGAGUGUUGAAGAUCUACAUAAAUCUUCUUGCUCAAUCUGCAAUCAGGCGGGUCUCACCUGGAAAGGCAUUGGCUGUCCUUGACCCCGAAUUUCCGAUAUUAGCAGCAUUGAAAUACUACGCGAGUCAAAUGGAUGUUCAGCUGGUUCUUAUAACUAGCAAUGACCCAUCAGCCCCCUCGCCAUGGAUUCAUAUUCAUCCUAAUUCAACACGCCGAGUAUUGCACAACAGAAUAUCCCACCAAGUUACUCAUUUCUUUGACGCAGACUCAGGCCGAGAAACGCCAUCCAUCAUCCUACAAGCUCUUCCCAAAAAUUGCGAGAUUCAAACUGAAGCUUCCCUCACUGAGAGCUGUUUUAACCCAUUGUCAUAUGCCAAAAUUGAUGAGGUCAAUUUUAAUUUCCAAAGUUCAUGGGAACACGAUAUUCCGAUCAACAGCAAACGAUUUUCGAUUCAUGAUAUGAAAUCCCUAAUUGAAGGGGGCGGACUUGGGAUCUCUCUCUGUGAAUGGAUGGUUCGACAAGGCGCCAGAUACAUCGCGCUAUCUAGUCGCAACCCAACAUUGGAUAAAGGCUGGAUUGAUUCAAUGGCUUCUCGCGGAUGCACUAUUCGCGCAUUUUCAACUGAUAUAACUGAGCGGGACUCCGUCCAUAAAUCCUAUAAACUUAUAUCAGAGACUAUGCCUCCAGUGAGAGGUGUCGCUCAAGGCGCGAUGGUGUUGGAAGACACAAUGUUUUUUGAUCUGGACCUUCCUCGGUUCGAAAAAGUACUUAGACCGAAAGUCCAGGGCACUCUAUUGCUUGAUGAGCUUUUCAAGGAGAAUGUUUUGGACUUUAUGAUAUUUUUCUCCUCUAUGGCGUCAAUUACGGGGAACCCCGGCCAGGUGGCGUAUAACGCUGCAAACAUGUUUAUGGCCAGCUUGGCGGCACAACGACGAGAGCGCGGUCUUGCAACAAACGCUAUUAAUCUUGGUGCCAUUGUAGGAAAUGGAUAUGUCACACGUGAACUCAACAUUGACCAGCAGUCCUAUCUUUAUAGAGUUGGUCAUAACUGGAUGUCUGAACAGGACUUUCAUGAGGUUUUUGCAGAAGGGGUUUUUUCAUGUCUGAACGGGGCAAAAGAUACUGAUCCCUGCAGUAGCCUCAGAAUUGAUGAUGACCAAGCAAAGAAGUGGUAUACAAAUCCCAUUUUCCAACACCUGGUGCCUAAAACGGACCUUUCGGUUUCUGGUGAGAGGAAAGAAAAAUCGGGACUUGCCCUCAAAACACGACUUGCCAACUCAUCAUCUCAGUGUGAAGCGAUGGAGAUAUUGCAAGAUGCCUUUACCCUCAAACUACAAUCUGCUCUCCAGAUUGAUCCUGGCAAAUCAGUUGUCAACAUGAGCCCAGAUGAACUUGGAGUUGACUCACUGGUGGCUGUCGACAUCCGCUCGUGGUUCCUCAAGGAGUUAGGCCUUGAUAUUCCCGUGCUAAAGAUAUUCAAUACCGCUUCUGUUCGAGAAUUAUUAGAGUUUGCAUUCGUCCUUCUACCUCAAUCUGCUGUUCCGAACUUUCUGACAGACGUGUCUCUUGAGGCUGAUCAAAGCUAUACCAGUCCCAAUGGGCUGGCAGAACAGGUCACGGGCCUGGUCAAAGAGGAAGAGAAUAACGGCAUCAGUCUGACUAACAACGUCGCUGUGCUCAAUGAAGACUGGUCUGAAAUUGAAAAAACAUUCAAUAUCGAUUAUCCAUCAAAUGGCGAAACUGAAAGCGUUAGCUCGUCAGCUUCUGCAAUGACUGCUGAUUUGAGCUCGGAGAAGAAUGGAGACAGUUCUUCAAGUUCUGUUCACAGCGACGAUAAUGCAUUGUUAGAGCGCAAAGUUCAAAGAUCGUUGCCCAUGUCUAUGGCACAGGCAGGGUUCUGGUUCUUGACUAAUUUUGUUCAACACAAGACCGCUUUCAAUGUCACCCCAGUGUUUGAGUUGAAAGGAAGCCUUUCUAUUGAUCGCUUCGGAAAAGCAAUUCGCCAGGUGGCUCAGCAUCAUGAGACACUGCGGACAUUCUUCUUUGUCGAUAGCACCCAGAGGCCCAUGCAAGGAGUCUGGGAUACUCCAAAAGUGCACCUUGAGCAUAUCAAUAUCAACCGGGAAACAGAGGCUCAGGUCGCUGCAAGUGAAAUGGGCACAUAUAUCUUCAACCUUGCACAGGGAGAUGUUAUUCGCAUAAAGGUUCUUUCACUGGGUUCCGACAGGCAUUGGAUCAUUUUUGGCUUUCACCAUAUAAUCAUGGAUGGUAUCAGCUUUGAGAUUCUCUGGUCUGAUCUCGAAACAGCUUACAAUGGCAUUGAGCUGUCCCCUGUUGUUCAAUACGCAGAUUUUGCCAUGCAACAACUUCAAUAUUACGAAAAUGGCGAAUAUCAAGUUGAAUCGAGAUAUUGGAAGAGUCAAUUUCCGGAAAUACCGUCCCCUAUCCCGUUACUUCCCUUCUCCUUGCGACCAGAUCGUCCUACGAUUGUCGGUUUCAGCUCCCAUAUGGCUCAAAUAAGUCUCAGUACCAUGGUGGUGAAUGAGAUUGAGAAAUGCUGUCGCAAGUUCAGGGUAACGCCCUUUCACUUCCACCUUGCAACAUGGCAGAUCUUUCUGCUGCGUCAUCUGGACAUUGAUAGGAUUUGCAUUGGGCUUGGCGAUGGUAAUCGCACACACCCCGAUGUAAUGCAUACAGUGGGGCUUUUCCUGAAUACUCUUCCUCUUCAAUUCGAAAGUCAACCUUCUCAGACAUUUGGCCAAAUUCUGAAGCAUACAAAGAUCACUUCUCAAAAUGCUUUUGCAAAUGCUCGCAUUCCAUUUGACGCUAUACUCAGUGAGCUCAAAGUUCCUCGAUCUGCUUCAUAUAAUCCACUAUUCCAAACUUUUUUCAAUUUUCGGCAGAAGCUUGAAGUGUCGCGGAAAUUCUGCGGGUGUAAUGCGCAGGCCUCCCUUAUAGGUUCAGGUGAUACUUCCUACGAUCUUCAUCUUGAUGUCAGCAGCUCCAGCAAUGGAGAUACAUCGGUUUAUCUUCUUGCGCAAAAGGAUCUAUACAGCUCUAAUCAUGCUGAACUACUUCUCCGUGGUUAUCAGAGGCUCCUGUUAGAAUUUUGUCGCAACCCGGCAACCCAAGUAUCUUGGCCCAAGAUUUACGGGGCAGAUGACAUCGAGCAAGGCUUAAAAGUGGGAAAAGGGCCGGAAUUGGAAGAAACUUGGCCAGCGACUGUAAUUCACCGCCUCGAUAUGAUGGUGUCUAAGUACCCCCAGAAUAUAGCAAUCAAGGAGCCAAGUGGUGUUGAGCUCACUUACUUCAAGCUUCAACAACGCAUUUCCAUCAUUUCGAAAGGGAUGUUAGAUUCCGGUGUCCAUCGGGGUGCUCGGGUUGCUGUUCUACUAUCUCCGACUGCAGAUUGGAUUUGUACCAUUUUUGCCAUUUUGCGCAUCGGUGCUAUAUACAUUCCACUCGACAGAAAGCUGGGACUAUCCCGACUUGCAUAUAUUGUUUCAGAUUCGAAGCCAUUUGCCGUUGUGUUCGACUCAACCACUGUUUUUGACCUCCCAGGGCUCAGAACCGAAGCUCAAUGUAUCGACAUAACCAGCCUUCCCAUUAUAGCCGGAGUCCUCCCGCCUAAUGUCGCGGCGCCAGACCAGUCCGCUAUAAUCAUGUACACAAGCGGGUCUACAGGUACCCCCAAAGGGAUUCUGAUCGAGCAUUCUGCAUACAUCCACCACGUUCAAGCAUUCUGUACGACAUGGGGCAUCGAAGAAGCCAACGAAACGAUUCUCCAGCAGUCUUCUUAUGCAUGGGAUAUGUCCAUUUACCAGAUCUUCAUUUGUGCUUGCAGUGGCGGAAAUUUGAUCGUCGCCGAUAGUCUUUCCCGAGGAGAUCCUGUUGCCAUUUCGCACAUCAUUUCUUCGGAGGGCAUCACAACAACCUUUGCCACCCCGACUGAAUAUCUGACCUGGCUUCGGCACGGUCGGCACAACCUACAAGCUUCUAAUCUAAAGAGAGCAGUCUCUGGAGGCGAGUUCAUAUCUGCUAGUCUUACUCGAGAGUUUCAAUCCUUGAACAAAGAAGGUCUCAAGUUGAUAAAUGUUUACGGCCCAGCGGAAACUACCUUGUCGUGCAGCUCCGCCGAAGUCCGUUAUAUGGAGGCAGAUCAUAACUGUCAGAAACCUCGGCUUGGCCUUCGUACACUGCCAAAUUAUUCCAUCUUUGUUGUGGACCACAAUCUCGACCCUGUUCCUCUUGGCGUUCCGGGUGAGGUAGUUGUUGGCGGGCUCGGCAUCGCGAGAGGAUAUUUGGAUCCCAAUCAGACAAAAGAAAGAUUUUUUGCUGAUAUUCAUGCGAGUUCCCACUUCAAAAACAAGAACUGGACCGUCGCUCACCGAACUGGUGACCGAGGUGUGUUGACAGAGCAAGAUGGUCUGAUUCUGCUGGGCCGUAUAUCCGGUGACAAUCAGAUCAAAUUGGGCGGAAUCCGCAUUAAUGUCGAGGAGAUUGAAAAGGCCAUUCUAGACAUCUCAGAAGGUACCAUAUCACAGGCAGUGGUUUCUCCUCGACAUGUUGGUCCACAUUCCAGCGACCAAGAGCUGAUAUUGGUGGCUUUUGUUGUAAUGAACGACUUUACUGAAAACGCAGAUGGUUUUCUGGAGGCUCUCGUUCAAGAUCUACCUCUCCCAGCUUUUAUGCAUCCGGCCGCAAUUUUUUCUGUUGCUUCGCUUCCUCAAAAUGCCUCUUCCAAGGAUCCCCUGCCUCUAGAAAAAUCAUUGCACCGGCUUUGGAAGGAGGCUAUACCAGCAGUGGUCUUCUCGCUUUAUAAAGUGAAUUCUGAAUCGGACUUUUUCCAUGUGGGAGGAACUUCGUUAUCCCUCGUCGCUCUUCAGUCACUUAUCAAGGAUCACCUGGGACUCCUCGUUCCUCUUCAUCAGUUAUUCGAAGCGAGCACUCUACAAGGCAUGGCAAAGCGCCUUGCGAAGCUCUCCUCGCAGAGUUCGGAUGAAUCUGUUAACUGGGAGGCUGAAAUUCAGGAUCUUGUUUCUGCUGUUCCGUCUGAUGAAGGUACUGACAUGGAGUCCGGCGAACCUCCGAGUGGGACUGAUGUCGUUGUUCUUACUGGUGCGACGGGAUUCAUUGGCAGAGAAAUUUUACAACAGCUGUUGCAAUCUCAAAAGGUUAAUUGUGUCUACUGUAUUGCAGUACGAAAGCCAAAAGAGAAGUUGCCAACCCUUUUUCGGCACCCAAAAGUCCGAGUUUACCAUGGUGAUUUGGGGACCCCUCGACUCGGCUUAUCAGCUGCCGAUGCAGCGAUGAUAUUUCAUCUUGCUGACAUAGUUAUUCAUAAUGGUGCCGAUGUCUCUUUCAUGAAGACCUAUCAAUCUCUCAAAUUGAUCAAUGUCGCUUCUACUCAAGAGCUCAUCAAACUUGUUCUUCCAAGAAGGAUCCCCUUUCAUUUUGUCUCCUCGGCAAGUGUGACUCGAUUGGCUUCUCAGAAGACGUUUACCGAGGUUUCGGUUGCUCCAUAUCCUCCACCAACCGACUUUGAUGAUGGGUACACGGCAAUGAAAUGGGUCAGUGAAGUAUUUCUCGAACGGAUAAGUCGUCAGUUCAACCUAAAUGUUUUCAUCCAUCGACCCUCGAGUGUCAUGGGGGAUGGGGCCCCUGAUCUCGAUCUCAUGCGAAAUGUCAUUGAAUAUUGUCAAAAGACAAAGAAGAUUCCGGAUCUAACCUCCUGGUCAGGUACUAUUGACUUAAUCUCCGUUGAGUCUGUGGGUGCAGCAAUCAUGGAAGCGGUACUUGCGUCCGGUCAAGACCCGUGGAUAUCUAGUGCCAAACUCGAAGCAGGGAAUGUUCGUUAUAUUCAUGAGUGUGGGGAAGUUCAAUUAAUUCCUAGUGAAGUCCGAUCUUUCAUGGAAUCCAGGACAGGGGGAAGUUUUGAAGAAGUGGCCCUCGGUAACUGGGUCGAAUGUGCGGAGGAGGCCGGAAUGAGCACACUUGUUGGUCUUUACUUGCGAAAGUCUCCCGAUGGGCCGACCUUGUUGCCAAGACUGACUAAAGGGGAUGCAUAA
Molecule: messenger RNA, 11817 nt
Organism: Penicillium manginii
Lineage: Eukaryota; Fungi; Ascomycota; Eurotiomycetes; Eurotiales; Aspergillaceae
Exons: 9
Coding region: 1-11817 (3938 amino acids)
Biological process (GO): fatty acid biosynthetic process; secondary metabolite biosynthetic process
Molecular function (GO): fatty acid synthase activity; 3-oxoacyl-[acyl-carrier-protein] synthase activity; phosphopantetheine binding
Source: RefSeq, a predicted model, not a curated record